Dichomitus squalens LYAD-421 SS1 is the source of this 393-nucleotide messenger RNA. RefSeq lists its product as uncharacterized. Bases 1 to 393 code for a protein of 130 amino acids. NCBI's taxonomy places the organism in Eukaryota, Fungi, Basidiomycota, Agaricomycetes, Polyporales, Polyporaceae. The record is from RefSeq and is a predicted model, not a curated record. The transcript is spliced from 3 exons.
AUGGGGAAUCGAUACUCACUUAUACGCGAAGAGGAGGAGGAGGCUGAGUUCCAAAGGCUGGUAGAAGCCGUGGAAUUAGCCCAGCGACGUUCCGCAGGACAUGGCGAUCUCGAAGCCGGCCUCUACCAGCCUCCUGCGCCUGUAUCCCGUACCGAGAAUAUCUACCCGCGUCCAGAUAUUGCGCCGGAAAAAGACGGGUGUAGCACCGCCUCCCGCCAUGGCCUCAACAAACCCAACUCCUUUUGGAUUCUUGCCAGCCCCGGGCAUUCCGGCGUCGAUUGUUUCAGUCCCAGUCAUCCUACCCCCAAAUACCGGGAGAACGAUAUCAAGUCAGGUCUCCGUUCUAUGGGCACUGCCACAGCGAUUGUCGUCUUUGCCCGAGGACAACAAUAG